Molecule: messenger RNA, 4796 nt
Organism: Anolis sagrei ordinatus
Lineage: Eukaryota; Metazoa; Chordata; Lepidosauria; Squamata; Anolidae
Gene: USH1C
Product: USH1 protein network component harmonin
Biological process (GO): inner ear morphogenesis; sensory perception of sound; inner ear auditory receptor cell differentiation
Cellular component (GO): stereocilia ankle link complex; cilium; photoreceptor inner segment
Molecular function (GO): protein binding
Source: RefSeq, a predicted model, not a curated record
CUGCGCCCUCUGGCGGCGACUCCGAGCUCUGCGCGCCCGACCUGAGCCGAGAAAGAAAGGAAGGAAGGGAAGAAGGAAGGCAGGCGCGCAGGCUGGCCAAGGCAAAAAGCUCAGAGGCAGUCGCUCUCGCUCUCCCCCAUUCAUUGCCAUGGAGCGCAAGGUGGCCAGGGAGUUCAGGCACAAGGUUGACCUGUUAGUUGACAAUGAAGCAGAGAAAGAUUAUCUGUAUGAUGUGCUUCGAAUGUACCAUGAAUCCAUGAAUCUUCCAGUGUUGGUGGGAGAUCUGAAGUAUGUAAUCAAUGAACCAAGUCGACUACCAUUGUUUGAGGCCAUCCGUCCUCUUAUCCCAUUAAAGCAUCAAGUGGAGUAUGAUCAACUAACACCUAAACGAUCUCGAAAACUGAAAGAGGUGAGGUUGGAUCGGCUACAUCCCGAAGGCCUUGGAAUAAGUGUGCGAGGAGGUGUUGAAUUUUCUUGUGGCCUAUUUAUUUCACAACUGAUAAAAGGUGGGCAAGCAGACAGUGUUGGACUUCAGGUUGGAGAUGAGAUUGUCCGAAUAAAUGGAUACUCAAUUUCUUCAUGUACUCAUGAAGAAGUGAUUAAUCUUAUUCGCACAAAGAAAAUAGUGUCUAUAAAAGUGCGACAUGUUGGCAUGAUACCUGUCAAAAGUUCUCCUAAUGAACCUCUCAAGUGGCAAUUUGUGGACCAGUUUAUAUCAGAUCCUGGGGAAGGUAAAAGCAGUGUUGCUGGACUUGCAUCAUCUUCAGGAAAAAUUCAUAGAGAAAAGAAAGUUUUCAUUAGCUUGAUUGGUACAAAGGGCAUGGGCUGCAGUAUUUCCAGUGGUCCUACACAAAAGCCAGGCAUUUUCAUAAGCAAUAUUAAGCCAAAUUCUCUGUCUGCAGAAGUAGGAUUAGAGGUUGGGGAUCAGAUCGUUGAAGUAAAUGGAAUGGACUUUUCCAAAAUAGAUCACAAAGAGGCUGUGAAAGUAUUGAAAAGUAGUCAAACUCUGACUAUCUCUGUUGUAGCAGGAGCUGGGAAGGAGUUGUUUAUGACUGAAGAAGAGAGGCAGAGGGAGGAGUAUAAUCGUGAGAUGGAGCGUCAAGAGCUGUUGCGUCAGAAGCGCCUUGCACUAGAAACCAAUAAAAUCCUGAAAGAACAGCAAGAGAAAGAGAAACUGCGAAAAAUGGAAAUUGCAAAGAAGGCUGCUGAAGAAGAAGAAAGAUAUCGUAAAGAAAUUGAACAGAUAAAGGCAGAAGAGGAGAGAUUUAAAAAGCAGUGGGAAGAAGACUGGGGCCAUAAAGAACCCCCCAAACCAGCUAAAACUGUCGUUGCAGAUGUACAUCCUCCCCCUCGCCCUAAACAUAGACAUUUUGGAUGGUUUUAUCGGUAUGAAGGAAAAUUUCCCACAAUUCGCAAGAAAGGGAAAGACAGAAAGAAAUCCAAAAAUGACAGCCUCAACGAACAGAAAAAGAGCAAAAUGCAACUGGAGUUUGAACUAAAACUUCUCAAGGAAAAAGAAGAGAAGUUGGAAAGAGAAAAACAGCUGAAAAUCAACCGACUUGUGCAAGAGGUAUCUGAAACUGAACGAGAAGAUUUAGAGGAAUCGGAAAAGAUUCAACAUUGGGUGGAAAAGCUUUGUCAGACACGUUUAGAACAAAUCUCCUCUGUGGAGAAUGAUUCUCCCGAGACAACAGGUGUACGUCCUGCUGUUUCUCCUCCUGCUACAUCUGUACAGAGGUUUGCUGGUGGCUUGCAACUUCACACCACUGACCUUGAUGAUAUCAACUUAGAUGAUGUUGGCAAGCCUCCAAAGCGUCCAGCACCGCUUCCACCACAUCCUUUGCCCCACAUAGCACCCGUAUCAUCAGUGGCUUAUCCACUUUCUGGACCAAAUGUCCCAGCUGUUCGAGGACCAGCUCCAGUGUCCUCUGCAGCUAAUUGGGCAACAUCACCAUCAUCAUCAUCUUCUUGGGGACAUGUCCCACCACCUCCUCUGUCACCACCCCCUUCUCCUCCAUCAUACCCUCCUCCCCCUCUGACUUUCCAUCCAUUGCCCACUCAUUUGGAAGAAAGGAUAAGCAGCCACAGCUAUCAGACUGCUUUGCCAGCAGAGUCAGUACCUGACUGGGAAGUGAAAAAUUACAAAGGAAGGAGUUUUGCUCCCAUUGGUUCUCAGACCAGUGAUCAGCAGUCCUACUUAUCCAGUCCAAAGGUUGCAAGAAAUACAUCUCAGGUCAGCAAAAUAUCAUCUACAUCAGGCAGCUCAUUGCAAUUUUCUCCCAGCCCUCCUGCCCAGCGUCGCCCAACUGUACCUAUAGUCUCCAAACCAGUCAUGCUGCAUCCUGACCAUAAUAUCAUGGCCAGACCAGCAAUCAAAUCUGAAGCUCUGCCUCAUGAAAUGUUUAAAAGAAUGGUGGUUUACAAUUCAUCGUUUAAAACUAACAAAAAACAAGGCUUCCAGAAAUAUGUGGAAGAUUUUGAUCCCUACUCAGUGUUUUCACCAGAUCAGAUUAUGGGGAAAGAUGUCCGACUUCUGCGUAUUAAGAAGGAAGGAUCAUUAGAUCUUGCAGUAGAAGGAGGCGUUGAUUCCCCAAUUGGAAAAAUAGUGGUAUCUGCUAUUUACGAGGGGGGUGCUGCUGACAAGCAUGGAGGCAUUGUGAAAGGGGAUGAAAUAAUGGCUGUAAAUGGGAAGAUUCUAGUGGAUGCGAAUCUGGAUGAGGCUCAGGCAGCUCUUGCAAAAGCCUGGAUUGUGGGUGGGGAUUGGAUUGACUUGGUCAUUGCAGUGUCUCCUCCCAAGGAAUAUGAUGAUGAAAUGACAUUUUUUUAAUAACAUGGGAGAAAUCAUAUAUAAGGUUUCUGAAGAAAACCAGAACUUAAUAAGUACCUAGUCAGCCUUAACAAAUUGCAACCUUCUUGCAUGAGAGAAUAAGAUGAAGACAUGAUCCUGCACAUGAUUCAAGACACGUCUUGUGUUUGAACUCUGGAACCAACAUGGCAUUUCAUUUUCUCCCUUAAUAUAUGAUCAAUGCUCGGUUUUGACUGCAAACAGCUGAAUAAUUCCCAGUUCACACAGAGGCCAACUCUGAAAUUAUUUUAAGUGCAUUGCAUAUGAAAUUGUUUAGAAAUUGUCAUCAUGACAAAGGAGAGAUACAUCCUUUCUCAUAAAGCAGACAAGUAAUUCAGUUCUAUCUACAUUUACGUGGAAGCAAAUACAGUUGGGUUCAGUGGAACUGCAGUGUAAGAGAAACUGAUUAGCCAAGAUUUGACUAAACACUGGAAUCUGUUGUCAUGUAUUUUCCAACAUAAUACCAUAAUUUUUUUUAAAGUCAGUUUAGCACUGAUUCAAGUGAUUCAAGCUCCAGAAUGUUGACUUUAGUUGAUACUUUACUACAUGUGUUUCAUGAUCAGUAAUGAUGCUUCACAAUAUCACAAGGUUGAUACUUUAAUACAUGUGUUUCAUUAUCAGUAAUGAUGCUUCACAAUAUCACAAAUCCCAUGAACUCAACCUUUUCCUUGCUCUUACAAGCCCAAAUCUGGAUACGGAGGAUGGAGUGCUGAUUACUCCAUGUUGUUCUGUCCCUGUUUUGCCUUAUGAAGCAUAAACUCUUCCGGUAUUACUAGCGUAGCCUUCCCCAAUCUCGUCCUCUCUAAUGUUUCAAUUGUAACUUCCAUCAGCUGGAACUAAUAUGCUCAAUUUUAAAGAAUCAUAGGAAAAGCCUUUUUCUUGCAUUCUUCACCAUUCUUACAGUGGCUAAACAGAGACACAGUUUCCAAUUGGGACUAUAUUACCAAUAAUCAGAAUCUGUCAUCAUCAUCAGUCCUGAUGAUGAUGACAGUAAAAAAAUAUACAGUAAAAUAUACAUAUAUCAAUGUUAUUUUCACAUAGAAUUGAAACCAUAUGAAAUUAAUUAAAACAUAUGUAAAUUUAAAACAUCCCACCUUUUCAUGCCACAGAUCACAAGUGUAGGGAUUCAAUAGCGACUGGGGACUAGAUAAGGGAGAAGAGGAAAGAACUUCGCCCUCCUAAUUGUCCCAAUAAUUUGAUGAUAUGCAGUCUGACAUAUGAGGUCAUAGCUAAUGAAACUGGUAUUGUUAAUUCCAUAGAAUCUCUGCAAUUUGCUCUACAAGAUAAAAUCUCUAUUUAAAAACUGUCAUACUGGCAUAAUUAUAUUUCAAAAUGAAAUUGGGCAUGCCAUCAAUUGCAACUGUUGACUUUAUAUGUCAGAAAAACUUUAAUUUGUGAACCAUUACUUAAAACAUCAUUAAACAUCUGAGGCAAGCCAUAUCUUCUUUAAGAAGCCUCAAUAAAUAAAUCAGUAGUUUUCACCAACAAUUUAACAUGAUAUGCCUUUCUCAAAAUUGAAAGGAAAUGGACUAAUGUCUCAGUUUUUAACACUGUUUAAGUUACUGUACCUUCAUAAUUAGAUUGAGCUUUCUUGAGUAAUAGACUGAUGAAAUGUAUAGUCUACUUUGUAAAUAAUCUGUAUCUGUCAAAACCACAUCUAAAUUCAGCAGUGAAUAUCACAUUACCUUUAGCACUUAUUCUAAUUUACUAAAAUUGAAAGCAAGAUUUUUAAUGCUUUCAUAAAAGAUAGAUAAGACAAAUAAUUACAGGUUUAUGGCUUAUUUUAGUUGCUUAUUUGUACAAAUAGAACACAUACAUUUCUUUAUAUCUUUGUAUUUUUAAAAAAAAUGUUUUAUUUUGUUAAACUGUUCACUGUGCCAAAAUGUUCAGAUGUUUCCUAAUUGCUUUUCACCCAGUCGAGUUGAGAAUAAAAUGUCUAUUUUCAAAUGGA